Bombyx mori (domestic silkworm) is the source of this 2180-nucleotide messenger RNA. RefSeq names its product mitochondrial 2-oxoglutarate/malate carrier protein. The transcript is spliced from 6 exons. The record is from RefSeq and is a predicted model, not a curated record. The coding region runs from base 132 to 1013 and encodes 293 amino acids. Gene Ontology annotation, molecular function: transmembrane transporter activity. NCBI's taxonomy places the organism in Eukaryota, Metazoa, Arthropoda, Insecta, Lepidoptera, Bombycidae.
UAAAUCAACCUUUUUCUUAUUGACAACAGUCAAUGCGAACUGACAAUUCUCAAAAUAGUAGGCAUAGAUUAUACACUUAAAAAAAUUAAAAUGCGAAAUGAAACAAACACAUUUAAAUAUUAAAAUUUGCAAUGGGCGAUCAGAAUAAACCAAAACCCAAAACAAUACCUAAAUGGCUGAACUUUGUCAUCGGAGGCACAAGCGGAAUGAUGUCGACCUGCUUCGUCCAACCGGCGGAUUUGGUGAAAACACGGAUGCAACUGAUGGGCCCGGCGGGGAAGAAGGUAUCCACGUUAGCAGUGGCCCGCGAGGUCGCUCGGAAGGAAGGGGUGCGUGGCUUCUACAGAGGGCUCACGGCCGCGCUGUUCCGACAAGCCACUUACACCACGGGCAGAAUGGGCUGCUUCAACUCUUUGUUGGAGUACUACAAGAGUACCUAUGGUGGAACUCCGAAUUUUGCAACUAAAAUCUGCUUGGGCAUGGUAGCUGGUGGCGUGGGCGCGUUCGCCGGCACUCCGGCUGAAGUGGCCCUCGUACGGAUGACGGCCGACGGACGUCUGCCCAAAGAACAGAGGAGGAAUUAUACGAACGUUUUCAAUGCCCUUGGAAGGAUCACAAGAGAAGAAGGUAUUACAGCGUUAUGGCGCGGCGCUGGGGCCACUAUAACCAGAGCUAUGGUGGUGAAUGCGGCUCAGCUCGGGACAUAUGCACAAGCUCGAGAAGCUCUGCUUCCGUCAAUGGGAGAAGGCAUAUUCUUACAUUUCUGUGCUUCAAUGAUCUCCGGCCUGGUGACAAGUGCUGCUUCCUUGCCUGUUGAUAUCGUCAAAACAAGAGUGCAGAACGCGGCAAAAGGCACAGGUCAAGUGACAGUGCUCCUGAGCAUUAUCAAGAACGAGGGUGUGUUCGCUUUGUGGAGAGGUUUCUUGCCGACAUACGCCAAGAUUGGACCACACACUGUCUUAACAUUUAUAUUCAUGGAACAACUCAACUCUUUGUAUUUCAAAAUGGCUUGAUUUCGUUUUAAUCAUAGUGAGUGCAAAUCGAUUUUCCAGCGACCGUGAUUCACUAGUGUGAUAAUAAUUUCCAGCUUAAUUGUAAAGCGAAUCAGUUAUGAACUGUGUACUUAAUGGUAGGUAGCGGCUUGGCUCUGUCCCUGGCAUUGCUGGCGUCCAUGAGCGACGGUAACCAGUAAUAAAUACCAUCAGGUGGCCGUGUGCUCGUCUGCCUACAAAGGCAAUAAAAAAUAAUUGUGCUUACGGUCUCCAAUCCAAUGUAUUCUACUUUAUAGUAUACAUUCUUCUCAUUGUCCUUAUCACACUUCACGUGAAGUCGACACAGGAUGUCCUUCUUUCCCAUUCAGGAUCAUGAUACGUCAUCUCUGCACUCGCCCACCCUUCGCUGGCAUAUCUUCUAUCACACGGCCGAUCCAAGUCUUUCUAAGACACCCCCUCCUCUAAUUUACAUGACCAUGUAAUGUACAUUGACGCUGACAAAGGCGGCAAGCGCAUGUCCCUCUGAUGACGUAGAUAAAGCUGUUUUUUUUUAUUGCCCUUGCAGGCAGACCAGCGUACGGCCCACCUGAUGGUGAGUGGUUACCGUCGCCCAUUGACUUCAGCAAUGCCAGGGGCGGGGCCAAGCCGCUGCUUACCGCUUAAUACUCUCCACAAGCCUCGUUUGAAGAAAGACAUGUCAUAGCGCUCGGGAAACACUGUGGAGGGGCUCAUUCCAAAGCCCUAAGACUGGUAACUGAGACUGGACUGGUAACUAAGAAAAUGUAUUUGGAAAAAUAGUACAUGAUUACAAAAUAGUACAUGUGUGACGCGUCGUUUGUUCGCCGUCCGUAUUACUUUUGUGUGUUAGUUUUGUGAAAGGCGUCGUCAUAUUAUUGUGAAAGGCGUCGUCAUAUUAUUCAUCAUACGUCAAACAUAUCGUGUCUUUAGAUCAACUACAUAAUAUAUUAAUUACGGAAAUUGUUUUUUUUUUAAACCAUAAUUUAUUUUUACGAUAAAAAGAUCGAACACGACUUUUUUACGACUUUUGAAAUGUUUUUACAUUUAUAUUCACCCACGUGAUUUAUUUGAUUGUUAACUUUUUUUUUAAAUAUUGAAAAAUCAGUCCUUACUUUUAACAAAUGAUUUGUUACGAUAAUGUUUUGUAUAAAUAAAACUAUUUUUUUUAUA